Messenger RNA from Bombina bombina (fire-bellied toad), 695 nucleotides. It is a transcript of the gene MYL7, whose product is annotated as myosin light chain 7. The transcript has 7 exons. Gene Ontology annotation, molecular function: calcium ion binding. The record is from RefSeq and is a predicted model, not a curated record. The coding region runs from base 115 to 645 and encodes 176 amino acids. Gene Ontology annotation, biological process: cardiac muscle tissue development; heart contraction. Gene Ontology annotation, cellular component: cytoplasm; myofibril. Lineage: Eukaryota; Metazoa; Chordata; Amphibia; Anura; Bombinatoridae.
UUGGUACUUGAUUUCAAACUUGCUUCUAUUUUAGUUAAGGGUGAGAUAACAUUCAGUAUAAAGUGUGGGGGGUUUCAGCAACAAAGGACAGAAGACAGACGGUCAAGACGAAAGAUGGCCAGCAGGAAAGCUGUGGCAACUCGUGGUAAGGCAGCUGCUAAACGAGCACAGCGUGGAUCCUCCAAUGUUUUUUCUAUGUUUGAGCAGUCCCAGAUCCAGGAAUUUAAGGAGGCUUUCAGCUGUAUAGAUCAAAACCGUGAUGGGAUUAUCAGCAAAUCUGACCUAAAAGAAACAUACAUGCAACUGGGUAAAAUGAAUGCGAAUGAAGAAGAGCUGGAAGAGAUGCUGAAGGAAGGGAAGGGACCAAUUAAUUUCACUGUGUUCUUGUCACUGUUUGGUGAAAAACUGAAUGGAACGGACCCAGAAGAUUCUAUUGUCAGUGCUUUCAAACUACUAGACCCAAAUGGUACCGGCAAUGUCCACAAAGACGAGUUGAAGCUUCUCCUGAUGACCCAGGCGGAUAAAUUCACAGCAGAUGAGGUAGAACAAAUGUUCGCAGUUACUCCUAUUGAUGUGGCCGGAAAUAUUGACUACAAAUCUUUGUGUUACAUCAUCACACAUGGAGAUGAAAAGGAAGAAGCUUAAAGGUCAACCUUGUAUAUUCUAUCUCACACAAUUAAAAUUAUUUUUUCUAA